This is a messenger RNA of Chanos chanos (milkfish), 2892 nucleotides long. RefSeq names its product RAB guanine nucleotide exchange factor (GEF) 1 (gene rabgef1). Gene Ontology annotation, cellular component: endocytic vesicle; cytosol. NCBI's taxonomy places the organism in Eukaryota, Metazoa, Chordata, Actinopteri, Gonorynchiformes, Chanidae. The transcript has 9 exons. Gene Ontology annotation, molecular function: DNA binding; guanyl-nucleotide exchange factor activity; zinc ion binding. Gene Ontology annotation, biological process: vesicle-mediated transport. The record is from RefSeq and is a predicted model, not a curated record. Bases 26 to 1525 code for a protein of 499 amino acids.
UUGUCACCAAGUCCAAGGGGCCAAGAUGAGUCAACGCACGGAACGACGGGGGAUCCAUGUAGACCAGUCAGAGCUGUUGUGCAAAAAAGGCUGUGGGUACUAUGGCAACGCUGCCUGGCAGGGGCUUUGCUCCAAGUGCUGGAGAGAGGAGUACCAGCGUGCCAGGCAGAAGCAGAUUCAGGAGGACUGGGCUCUGGCGGAAAAGCUGCAGAGGGAAGAGGAAGCGGCUUACGCCAGCAGCCAUGGAUCCCACCCCCAGGCUCAGGCUCACUCUCAGCCCUCACUCGCACCUUUCUCCAAGUUCGAGGAGAAAAAGACGAACGAAAAGACACGGAAAGUGACCACCGUGAAGAAGUUCUUCAGCCCGUCGUCCCGAACCACACCAAAGAAAGAGACUCACGAGAGCAAGACCCCAAGUCCGUCCAUCGCCCGCCAGUCGAGCAUUGAGACAGAUCGCGUGUCGCGGGAAUUCGUGGACUUCCUUAAGAACCUUCAGAAACCGGGGAGAGAAAUCCACAAACAGUCCCGUGCUUUUAUCGAGAGCAUGGCCAAUAAGAAGGACCUUAGUGCAGAAGAGCUCUCUGAAUGUGUCCAGGAUUUCUACCAGAACAUGUCUGAUCGGCUCAUGACCCACUUUAAAGGGUCGUCUGAGCGAGUGGAGAGGGUUAUGGAUCAGGUGGAGAAGUACAUCAUGACGCGUCUCUACAAGAGCGUCUUCUGCCCCGAAACUACGGACGACGAGAAAAAGGACCUUGCCACACAGCACAGAAUCCGGGCUUUACAUUGGGUGACUAUUCAGAUGCUUUGUGUUCCUGUGGAUGAGGAAAUUCCAGAGGUUUCUGAUAGUGUAGUUAAAGCCAUUACAGAUAUCAUUGAGAUGGACUCUAAGCGUGUGCCCAGGGACAAGCUGGCUUGCAUCACCAGCUGCAGCAAACAUAUCUUCAAUGCUAUCAAGGUCACCAAGAACGAGCCAGCCUCAGCAGACGACUUCCUGCCCACUCUGAUCUACAUAGUGCUGAAAGCAAACCCGCCACGACUGCAGUCCAAUAUCCAGUACAUCACCCGGUUCUGCAACCCCAGCAGACUCAUGACUGGAGAAGAUGGCUACUACUUCACCAACCUGUGCUGUGCAGUGGCCUUCAUCGAGAAACUGGAUGCUCAGUCUUUGAACCUGAGCCCAGAGGACUUUGAGCGCUACAUGUCUGGCCAGGCCUCCCCCCGCCGGCAGGACGAACCCGAUUCCUGGCCUCAGACCGGAUCCAGCGUGAACCCGGCGCUCAGCCAGGUUUACCACAACCUGGACCUGCUGGUAGGGCUGAACCAGCGACAGGAGAAAGUGCUAGAAGGUGCCCGUAGCCUGCAGACCGAACUGACGGAGUGGCAGGAGAGCGUGACCCGGGAGGUGCAGGAGAUACUGGAGAGGUACCCCCUGGAUAUCCGACCCCACGCCUCAGCCAUAGACUCAGAAAAUGUCGAGAACGAUCGGCUGCCUCCUCCCUUGCAACCCCAAGUGUUUGCAGGGUAAACGAGGACCAAAAGCUUCACGAAAAAAAAGAAUUCGGAACAGAUGAUGCCCUUCGUUUCGGGGCAGAAUAAUCCGGUUAUGUUAUUACGUAAUCCAGAGGGAUCUUAAGAGGCGGAAUCGGUGAUUCGUUGAAAGCGCUUGCCUGCUUGUCCUGUUGGUGGAAUCAGACGACGUUAAUUGUUUUGCACUUUGAUUUUCUUACUCCCAUUUGCAUGUGAUAAAGGACUAUAUAACCACGCAAAGAUCAUUUCAGAGUUUCUAAACUCAGAUUAUUCAAUGUGCAUCCAAACCACCAGACACUAAAUAUUUUGUAAUAUGUAGGGAAAACGCUGCUCGUUUUCUCCAGAACCACACCACAUGCUCCAGUGACCUGAGUUCUAUAUUUAAAUUAGUAGACAAACGGUGUAUACUGUUCUAUACUGUGUCAUAAAAUCUUAUUUUUCGAGACCUUGGUACCGUUUUAAGACACUAUGCAUGGGGAAUAACAUUGUGGUACGCGUUUAACACAGUUGUAAAUCAGUUGUUAUAAACUCCAUCUCAUUACUUUUGCUGACACGUUUUGUUUUGAAUAGACAGUGCUUUGCCUAAAAUUGGCUUUUGCAGCAACAACAUGCUAUUUAUGCAUGCGAUCUUGCCUUUAAUUAAAGAAGGGAAAAAAGGAGACUUACAUUAAAUUCAGAUCAGUGUUGACACCACUGAAAACAAGUAGUGGCGUCCUUCACGAAGGUCCUGUCACCGAUUUAACUUAUGUUACGUUGUCCGCACUCGAUUUCAGACGUACUCGUUCUGCUGCUGUUACAUGUUGGCGAUAACACUUUUCACAACUUAAGACAACUAAUGCUGCACUCCAGGGAUCUUAAAAAUGAAAAUACAUUGCGUAGGUUGUACAUAACUGCUUGAAAUGAUUUUGAUGAACAAACAUAAACAUCUUACUCUUCUUAAAGGUGACAAGUGUUAUGUUUUGGGUUUUUGUUCUUGAGUUCUCACUAGUCGGGUAAGUUUGUGUACUGUAUUUCCGCAAUAUCAGCGUGGACACUGUCGUGAUACCAAGGGUGAUUAUUUGUGGAUUGGUGUGAAUUGUGUGUCAACUUAUAUACACUUAGAAAAACUAUUGUAGCUUUAACCAUUGUCUUAUCUCCAUGAUAUUCAUUUGUAAUAAUAUUUGAUUGAACAUAGGAUGUAAGCUCUGAUAAAUGUCAAUGACGUUUGUUGCUUGAAAAGACUGGAUAUGCAUUUUGAGUUCCAGUUCAAAAUGAGAUUGUAUUCUGUGAUCCGUGAUUGACAUGGUUGAUUGAAUAUUAUGGGUGCUUGCAAAAUCAGUUAUAAACUUAUAUUCUCACAUCUGUUAUCACAGUAGAAACAAUGUA